AUGAGCGAAGAGGCAGAGCUUCGCGCCAGAAUCGCCGCACUCUCUGGUAAGGAAAGUCGCAUCUCAUUCAAACAUGGCCCUAACCUUGCCGCAGGCCGCAUCAACCAGCAACGACAAGCUGAAAGCGCACCUCCCACGCCGACCUACGCUCCACCAGCUGGACGUGGCUCGAGCCACUAUCCAAGAGGUCGUGGCGCUGGAUGGACUGGUCAACACGCGCCUGAUCGCUAUGCGCCUUACCAUCACCCUCGCGGCUUUUCGCACAAACCCGCCUAUGCUCCCUCGUACCGCAACCGCUCCCUCGUCGUUAACAGCUCCGUCGGAUCUCAUGCUGGUCAGCAAGCCUCUCCUGCAACGCCUGCCCUCAUCCCUUCCGACGGCUUUGUCCUCAAGCGCGACCGUCACAUGCAGCUGAUCAACACCUCUGUCUAUGACCAAAAGACACAACAGCGCCAAUCGGAAAUUGAAGCUACAUUGCAAGAAAAACAGCGCCUGCGAAACGCAAAAGAGAAGGCUAGGGUUAUCAACGCCUUCCAGCCUCAGCAGGCUGCCUCGACUACCUAUGGCGCUCCUUCAACUGCAGGGCCCGCUGCCGUGCGCGACAUCCAAAUCAAUAACCUCAGAUUCCGCGUAGCUGCUGAUGGAAGCAAACUAAUCCGAAUGUUCGGUGAGUCGACCCACAUCGACACCCUCGCGCACCAUCUCACCUGUAUAGAUGACUCGAACACGGAUCCCGGAGCGACACCCAAGAUCACCAAAGUAGCUGGCGUCACAUUCCACAGGAGUAAGCACGGUAACCUUUACCGUGCUGGUCGCGUGAAGAAAUCGAUGAGGGAAAACAACACCAAGAAGAGCUCGGAAUUGUGUCCAAUAUUCACUGCUACGGGUAUGUGCGCCCACGGAAACCGCUGCCGCUACACGCACGAUCCGAACAAGAUCGCCGUCUGCAAGGAGUUCCUUCGAACUGGCCGUUGCGCUGCUGGUGAUGCUUGCAACCUUUCCCAUGAAACCACCCCUUACCGUGUCCCUGCUUGCACUCACUUCCUUCGUGGCAACUGCACCAACCCAGACUGCCGCUAUGCCCACGUUGCUGUCAACCCCGCUGCGGCUGCCUGUCGAGCCUUCGGCACCAUUGGCUAUUGCGAGAAAGGCGCUGAGUGCACUGAGCGUCACGUGUUUGAAUGUCCGGAUUACGCUAACACAGGUAUAUGCCGUAACAAAAAGUGCCGCCUUCCACACGUCGACACUGCUGGCAACAUGCGUAAGGCCAAGUCAGCAGAAAACAGAAUGGACGAGGCAGAGACGUCGGAUUUGUCCAGCGACGAAGAGAGCUACGACGGAAUUGACUAUGACGAUGUAGACUCGGACAACUUCAGUGACAACGAGGUCUUGGGUGGCACUAGUGAGGGCGACCAUGAGCUCUCCCAGCAGCAAGAUUAUGUUAGGUUCUCUUGA
Messenger RNA from Aureobasidium namibiae CBS 147.97, 1455 nucleotides. RefSeq lists its product as uncharacterized. NCBI's taxonomy places the organism in Eukaryota, Fungi, Ascomycota, Dothideomycetes, Dothideales, Saccotheciaceae. Gene Ontology annotation, cellular component: nucleus. The record is from RefSeq and is a predicted model, not a curated record. The transcript has 3 exons. Bases 1 to 1455 code for a protein of 484 amino acids. Gene Ontology annotation, molecular function: metal ion binding.